This is a messenger RNA of Pistacia vera, 1580 nucleotides long. RefSeq names its product pentatricopeptide repeat-containing protein At1g80550, mitochondrial-like. The transcript has 2 exons. Lineage: Eukaryota; Viridiplantae; Streptophyta; Magnoliopsida; Sapindales; Anacardiaceae. Gene Ontology annotation, molecular function: protein binding. The record is from RefSeq and is a predicted model, not a curated record. The coding region runs from base 1 to 1461 and encodes 486 amino acids.
AUGAAGCCUUUUGAUGGAGAUUACAGUAACGAGAGUGAUGCUGUAACGGAGAACCUUGGAGCCGUCCUGCCCAACGGUGCCUGUUCGGGGUCUGUUUGGAUGUGGAUACACACAGAACAUAACAGAGUAGAGUUUAAUUCCUCUUCAACCAUUUCUCGUUGCGUUAACCCAAUUCCUCUUCUCGCUCGCUCUACAAUUUUUCCGCUUCCCACUUCCUAUAUCCACUCUCAAACCCCAAAACCCCACUCCAAUCCCUACAAUUUCGACCAAGAAACUGUCCACAACACUCUCUCCUCGUACGCCAAUGACUGGAACCGCGCAUUCGAGUUCUUCAACUGGGUCGAAACAGACCACCAAUUUAAUCACACCACAGAAACCUACAAUCGCAUGAUUGAUAUCUUGGGUAAGUUCUUUGAAUUCGAUCAGUCUUGGAACUUAAUUCACCGCAUGAAACAAAACCCCAUUUCACUUCCUAAUCAUGCCACAUUUCGUAUCAUGUUUAAGCGUUAUGUAAAUGCACAUCUUGUUAAUGAAGCAGUGGAUACGUUUAAUCGGUUGGGUGAGUUUAAUUUGAGAGAUGAAACUUCGUAUUGUAACCUUGUUGACUCACUUUGUGAGUAUAAGCAUGUGAUUGAGGCUCAAGAUUUGUGUUUUGGGGAAAACAAGAUUGUGGGGUUUAAUAAUAAUAAUACAAAGAUUUAUAAUAUGAUUCUUAGAGGGUGGUUUAAGAUGGGGUGGUGGGCUAAGUGUAGGGAGUUUUGGGGGGAAAUGGAUAAGAGAGGUGUUGUUAAAGAUCUGCAUUCGUAUUCAAUAUAUAUGGAUAUUGUGUGCAAGAGUGGGAAGCCGUGGAAGGCAGUGAAAUUGUUUAAGGAGGUGAAGAAGAAGGGGAUUGAGAUGGAUGUGGUGGCGUAUAAUACAGUUAUUCGUGCCAUUGGGCUAUCGGAGGGUGUUGAUUUCGCAAUGAGGGUGUAUCGUGAGAUGAGGGAGGUUGGUUGUCAACCUAGUAUUGUGACUUACAAUAUUAUUAUAAAGCUUUUGUGUGAGAAUGGGAGGAUGGAGGAAGCAUAUGAGUUUCUUGGCCAAAUGCCUAGGAAGGGUUGUGCGCCGGAUGGGUUUACUUACCAUUGCUUUUUUCGGUGUCUUGAGAAGCCAAGGGAGAUUCUUAGAUUGUUUGAUAGAAUGAUUGAGAGUGGGAUUCGGCCAAAGAUGGAUACUUAUGUGAUGCUUUUGAGAAAGUUUGAGAGGUGGGGUUUUCUGCGUCCGAUUUUUGUGGUGUGGAAGAAGAUGGAAGAGCUUGGGUGUAGCCCAGAUGAAUUUGCUUACAAUGCUUUGAUUGAUGCUCUAAUUCAAAAAGGUAUGUUAGAUAUGGCUAAGAAGUAUGAUGACGAGAUGUUAGCUAAAGGUCUUUCACCAAGGCCAAGAGCAGAGUUGGGAACGAAGCUGGUGAAAGGAGAGGAUUAGAUGGUGGAUAGGUAUGUAAGAAUAAUGUUCAUUCAGAAGAUGAUUCUGGUUUCUCCCAGAUCCUAUUAAUGGAUAAGUUGACGCUACAUUGUGAUGAUAUUAGUGCACGGAGGAGUGAA